Molecule: messenger RNA, 1143 nt
Organism: Anopheles stephensi (Asian malaria mosquito)
Lineage: Eukaryota; Metazoa; Arthropoda; Insecta; Diptera; Culicidae
Product: glutathione peroxidase-like
Exons: 4
Coding region: 273-929 (218 amino acids)
Biological process (GO): response to oxidative stress
Molecular function (GO): glutathione peroxidase activity
Source: RefSeq, a predicted model, not a curated record
AAUGGCAUCAGUUUACAGGGAGCUUACGAACAUCAUUCUCAGUACUUCAGUUCUGUGUGUGUGCGUGUUGUACGCUUGGGAGCUCAAGCACCGAUGACAGUCGAAAGCAAACAACUCGGCAGUGCCUUGUUCGACAGUCGCUUGUUGAUCGAUUGCCCAGCGGUACAGUCUCACGCUCGUUUUGCUGGUUGGCCGUACAAGAAGAGGUAAGAGAGUUUAACGCAAAUUGAAAUAACUUGUGCACAGAGAGCGAGACAGAGAAUCAUAAAAGCAUGUUUCUGUUGGGACGUCGUCUGCUGGCAGGGCCACGUGGGGCCGCCGUCGGAGCAACCGUAGGUCUGCUCGGUACUGCAAUGGUUGCCAUCAACCUGCUUUCAUCACCGUCCGGUGUUGCUGCUUGCUCUGCGGCCCAACCACCGGCGGUCGCUGCUGACGGAAAGGUGGCUACAUCCGUGUACGAUUUCACCGCGAACGAUAUCGACGGUAACCCGGUGCAGCUUGGCAAGUACCGUGGUCACGUACUGAUCAUCGUCAACGUUGCGUCAAAGUGUGGAUAUACGGAGGGACACUACAAGGAGUUUAAUCAACUUUAUCAGGAGUACGCCGAGUCCAAGGGAUUGCGCAUUUUGGCGUUCCCGUGCAACCAGUUCGGUGGACAGGAACCGGGCAGCAAUGCGGAAAUCAAGGAGUUUGCCAAGGAGCGUGGCGUAAAGUUCGACAUGAUGGCGAAGGUGAAGGUGAACGGGGACGAUACACAUCCGCUGUGGCAGUAUCUGAAGCAACGGCAGGGCGGUACGCUGGUGGAUGCGAUCAAGUGGAACUUUACCAAGUUCAUCGUGGACAAAAAUGGGCAGCCGGUUGGACGCUACGGUCCUACCACUAGCCCGCUCGAGAUGCGCGAAGAGCUGGAGAAGUACCUCAAUCAGUAAGUAGCAGACCAAACGUGUAUUUGAACGAUGGCUGGGGAAGAGUGUAAUGUGGUCGUUCGAAUUUCAUACUGUUAAGGGUAAUUGAUACUGUCUGCAACAAUUGACGUGAAAUUUCACCUACAGGCAUAGAAUUUGCUUCUCAACAUGGAUUUUUUUUUGCGUGCGUUAUUACUCGAAUAAAUGUUUUAUGCAUUUGUAUGCUAGUAGCAAGAUA